CGCUUUUGUUUCGUACGCCAGGUACUUUGUGAUUGCUCACCCGCUGUCCUCCAAGUCUAUGUGCACGUCACGGAAUGCCAGAAUUGCCCUUGUGUGUACAUGGGUGGCCUCCACUCUGCUCGCCUGCCCGGCCUUUGUUGUCAUGGGCACGGAGUCAAAUAUGUACUACAACAACUCUACCUCUGUCGUCGUGGUACUGUGCGCGGACAUCGGAGUGACCAAUCAGGACCGCCUUGUGUACGCCCUCUGGAAGCUGGUCAGCCUCUUCGUGGUGCCCACCGCCAUCUUGCUCUACUGCUACGCGAGGGUCAUCGCUAUCCUGUGGCUCAGUACACAGCAGCUUCAGACCAUGACCUCGCCCAGCAGGUGAGUACUGUAAAGCCAUGUCGUGUUGGAGAG
This is a messenger RNA of Aplysia californica (California sea hare), 399 nucleotides long. RefSeq lists its product as uncharacterized. Gene Ontology annotation, cellular component: membrane. Lineage: Eukaryota; Metazoa; Mollusca; Gastropoda; Aplysiida; Aplysiidae. The transcript is spliced from 2 exons. Gene Ontology annotation, biological process: G protein-coupled receptor signaling pathway. Bases 59 to 370 code for a protein of 103 amino acids. The record is from RefSeq and is a predicted model, not a curated record. Gene Ontology annotation, molecular function: G protein-coupled receptor activity.